This is a messenger RNA of Hemicordylus capensis (graceful crag lizard), 2339 nucleotides long. RefSeq names its product cyclin dependent kinase inhibitor 2C (gene CDKN2C). Gene Ontology annotation, biological process: regulation of cyclin-dependent protein serine/threonine kinase activity; negative regulation of cell population proliferation. NCBI's taxonomy places the organism in Eukaryota, Metazoa, Chordata, Lepidosauria, Squamata, Cordylidae. The record is from RefSeq and is a predicted model, not a curated record. The transcript is spliced from 2 exons. The coding region runs from base 422 to 913 and encodes 163 amino acids. Gene Ontology annotation, cellular component: nucleus. Gene Ontology annotation, molecular function: cyclin-dependent protein serine/threonine kinase inhibitor activity; protein kinase binding.
UUCCCCUCUUCUUCCACCUCUCUCCCCCGCCCCCUCUCCCCGCCUCCACCUUGUUCUUCACCUCCGUCUCUGAUUACACGUUUCAAUUAGUCUGGUCCUGCUUCUGGGUGCAGGAUUUGCUAGAUGUAGAUUUCCCACUGGCCCUGGCCAAGGUCCUCGGGGGCAGUGUUGUGCGUGUUAAGAGGUGCAGAGAUCUGCUUCUCAAGUGGAGCUGCAGCAGUCUGUAUCACGUGUGAAUCCAAGGGGCGGGCUUUUGGCAAGGGUUUUUUUUACGAGUAUUUACUACAAGGUCUACUCCAGAAGAUUAACAUCCCCACUCCUGUCAGUUUCCGAUGCCAUGCCCGGUUAAAAUAAUAACAGUAAAAAAACCAACACGAGUCCAAGUCAUCUGCUCGUGGCCGACCGUCACUCGCCCUAAGGAAUGGCCGAACCUUUUGCGAAUGAGUUGGCGUCCGCAGCUGCCAGAGGGGACCUAGUGCAAGUUACUAAUUUGUUGGAAAGGAAUGUAAACGUCAAUGCACAAAAUGGAUUUGGGAGGACUGCGCUGCAGGUGAUGAAGCUGGGGAACCCGGAGAUCGCCCGGCGGUUGCUGCUGCGGGGCGCCGACCCCGACCUGAAAGACGCCACCGGCUUCGCUGUCCUGCACGACGCAGCCCGCGCCGGCUUCCUGGACACCCUGCAGACUUUGCUGGAGUUCCAGGCGGACGUGAACGUGGAGGAUAAGGAAGGCAACCUGCCUUUGCACUGGGCAGCCCAAGAGGGCCACCUGCCUGUCGUGGCCUUCCUGCUGGAGCGCACGGCCAGCCGCGUGCAGCAUCGCAACCACAAGGGAGCCACCGCCUAUGACCUAGCCAGGCUUUACAAGAGGCAUGCCGUCGCCCAACUGCUCGAAGGCAGGCAGCAGCAACAGUAGCCGCAGCAAGCGGAGGGAGCCGCCGGCGGGGAUUGCAGCCGCCCACAGCCCGGCUCGGACUUGAAGAGACCCUCUUUCGAUUUACAGCUUUCGCACCCCGCCCUUUCCCCUUUUCCCACUUUACACACAAAGCAGUUAAAUUGUGUAGGUAUCAUUCAAAUGCAGACGUGGGAGUGAUUUUCCUUUUUUAACAGUGCCUUUCUUUGGACCGGGGGGGGGGGGAAAUCACGCCAGUAGCAGUUUUCCGUAAAAAUGCGGAAGGGGUGGAAGUGGAGAAAGGUAGCCUCAGGAUCGCUUGUCGUCCUGUUCUAAUGCUUGCCCCGUUUCUCACUUGUUAGCAUCUAUGUAUAAGGACCUAUUUUGUGUCUGCGGAUGACUUUCUCUCUCUCAUUUUUCGUGGGUUGUUUUUUUAAAGAUUGAAGGGGUUUGUGAUAUAUUUUUUUCUCCCCUGAAAAUCAUAUUGUCUAAUAAAUACUGACAUAAUAUGAAAUACAGUAUGAAGGAGUAAACAAUGAUGUGAAGGGCUUUCUGCCCGGGGGUGGGGGAGAAAAAAAACAAAUAAGCUGAGAAUGGCAGGAAAAGUUCAAUUUUGAUAUUUAGCUACAUGGCGACACUAACAGGUCUGCGGAAGCAGAUAAUUCGCUGAAGCUAUUUAAUUGUGAUAAUGAUUAUUAUGGCUGCCAUCCUAAGCAACUUUAUAAAAGAUAAGGAGAUCUAUGGCGAUUCCAGGAAAACGUGUUUAGGAUCGAAAGGGAGGGAGAGGCAACUUGUGCCUGUGCUAUAAUGCUGAAUAUUCAGAAUAUCUCAGAUUUUAUUUUUUAGAGUAUUUGCUUUUCAAAGAGAUGCUUAUAAAGAUCAAGUGCUGAAUUCCCACAAAUGAGGAGAAAGAUUAUAGGUUUUCCCAAUUUCCUUUUUCACAAAAUGAUACUAUUAUUUGCGCACACACGCACGUUCCAUUUUUUAAAACUGGCCUUUAGAUAGCGGUUGAACUACUAAGAUUAGCUUGCAAUUUUUGCCUUGGUCUGCCUUUUGGAAAUGCCUCAAGAUCCUGUUCAGAUUGGGUUUGCAUCAUAAAACUGCCAGCCCUAUACCAUUUAUUUCAUAAGUUAUUAUUUGUUCCAAUGGAAUCGCUCCAGAGUAAUCAUGUAUUACUCUGGGUUAAGAUGGGAAAAUUUGGAUCAAGGCUUGUUUUACAAAGAUAAUAGAUCUAUUAAUAGAUCAGAGCUAACUCACCGAAAGAAAAUGGAUCUCUUCUCCUUCUGGUAUUCUAGGUUUAAAGUUUUCCAGAAAAACAAGACAUCUAUUAAAAACAGAUAUAUUUUUCAUGGGAAUCAACUACAAAACGUACAACUUUUAUCACUUAUUUAAAAUGCUUUCAUCUCCUAUUGUUCCAAUCUUCUGAUUAAAACCCUUUAUGAAUUGCAAA